UGCGCUAUCCCUUGUCUGACCUCUGCCGACUUUGGUUCAUGCUCGCAGACAGAUCUCCAAUGCCUCUGCACGUCGAGCUCAUUUAUCUCCUCCACCACCCAGUGCAUCGAGUCCUCAUGCACUGGCAGCGAUCUUGACCAGGCUGAGGCUGCCGCUCGCUCUGGUUGUGCCGCCAUCGUG
Molecule: messenger RNA, 180 nt
Organism: Heterobasidion irregulare TC 32-1
Lineage: Eukaryota; Fungi; Basidiomycota; Agaricomycetes; Russulales; Bondarzewiaceae
Exons: 1
Source: RefSeq, a predicted model, not a curated record